AUGAGGAGAUGCGAUGUAGAAAACGCGCACACAGCACAGUGUGAUGCAGCGUGCAGUGAUGCUCGAGAUGUCAUUCGGUGUGCGGUGAGUGGGUACUGUGGACAGGCGAGCGAGAGGGCGAAAGAGAGGGACAGAGACAGGGAGAGAUUUGGAGGUAUUUUUCUUCUGCGAUCGGGUAUCGGGUGUAGCGAGAAAAAUCCUUCUGAACUUUCGUGCCAGCCGCGAUGGAUCGCGAGUUGGUUGAGAAGUUUAUCGAGGUGACGGGCGAGAGCGAGGCGACGGCUCAGCAAUACCUGGCGCUGGCCGAUGGAAACGUAGAGAUGGCGAUCAGUCUGAUGUUCGAGGGUGGCAGACCGCCGGAGACCGAGAACGCGAAUCCCGAGCCGCCUGUGAGAGCUCCUAUAUUACCUACGCGUGAGAUCCUGGUGCCCUCGGAACCAGUGUGUUCAUUGCCACAAUUGUCGAAUAACGUAUUUGAUAGAUUCAGAGAUUUUCAGGUGGAAACGCAGCGACAAGAGGAAGAACUGACUCGUCGGGUAACUGGCACAAAGCAAAUGACCCAGAAGAAAUCAAAACGACUGGAAGAUUUGUUUCGACCGCCGUGUGAUAUUCUCUUCUUAGGUUCCUUCAUGGAAGCGCGGGACCAUGCAAAGACCUUAAACCGUUGGCUACUUGUCAACGUUCAGAAUCCCCAGGAAUUUAGUUGUCAGGUUCUCAACAGAGAUGUGUGGCCCAAUGAGAAUAUUCAAGAAAUUGUGAAGGAUCACUUUAUUUUGUGGCAAGUCUUGUCUAACACUACGGAUGGAAAACGUUAUAUAGACUUUUACAACGUGGUGACAUAUCCUUAUUUGGCAAUUGUAGAUCCUAGAACAGGAGAAUGUAUGAAAACGUACAAUAACAUUACUGUGGACAGCCUGAUAUCUGAUUUAAAUGAUGUGUUAAGCACGCAUCCAUCUCCAGAAAGUGCUACGCAAGUUACAUCUGACUCUAAGGAUUGGAAUAAUUUUCCUACAACGCCUCCAAAACGAAAUACUUUAGCUGAUCAAAUGAAAAAUGAUUGUGGACCUAGUAGCAAAACUUCUAGACUUUUAUCAGAAAAAGUCACAGAUUCUGGAAAUGAGAAUGUUGCGUCUGAUAACAUUAGUUCAAGUUCAAGUGUUCCAAGUUUAAAUAUUCCAAGUAGCAGCAACACUGCUUUUAAUAAAAAGAGAAAAUUGAAUGAGCAGAACGCGACUAAGCAGCAAAAGGACGAGAAAUUAAAAUCAGAUGCAUCUAAAUCUGAAACGGGCGAUGAACCUUUUCUACGGCUCUGCCUACGACUGCCUAAUGGUGCAAAGGAAACAAUAUCAAUGUGUGCGACCGACACCAUAGAGGAUUUUUUGAUUAAAAUGGAGGAAAUGGGUUUUUCAUCAACGGAGCAUACCUUUCUGGUGCCAUUCCCGAAAACAAAUGUUGGUGCACUGUCGGCAAAUACUCGCCUACUAGACACAAUCUUGUUUCCAACAAACACAGUAUUUAUAACAAAGAUAUAGUAACAUCCUAUAAAUGAACCAUAAUUGCUUCCAUUAUAAUUUUUCGAUUUAGACUGUAAUGAUAAUUGUUUGAAAUUUUGUCACUGUUAUUUUUUAUUUCCGUUUUCUCAAACUACGAGAUCUUGUAAAGAUAUUAACAUUUUUAAGUCGGUCUCAUUAACUUUAACAGAGUUGGGUCUUCCUUAUUUUAAUGAACCAACUAAUCGCGUCUUAUGUUUAAUUAAGCAUGCUUCAAUCGAAAAGAUACAAGUCUUUCAUAUAAGACAAAUGAUAAAAGCACUGCCAUUCAGUGUUCAUGUCAUACAAAAAUGCAUUCAUUAAUCUUUCUAUAUCUUAGACUAGACUUUAAGAUUAUCGUGACUUAUGAGAGAAAUAGUUACAACAAUAUUGUACGUAGUUACUGCCGCAGUAUUGUCAUGUAAUUUUAUUUUUUUAGUUUUAUUAUUACCGCAAAUCUCAAGUGCCGUCCAAUGCAGUCAUUAUGAUAAAUUUUCUUUGAAAUAUUUCAAAGUGGCACACAUACAAAAAUUGUUAUAUCUUGGCAGUGAUUUCAUAGCAUUAUUACGUGAUACGAUAAAAGCGUUUUGAAGCAUUCUGUAUGAAACUUUUGUCAAUGUGAUUCAAAAUACAAGAUAAGCAAGACUCCAUAUUACAAUAUAUUGUAAUGAAAAGUAAGAUAAUGAAAAUAAUUUUCAUUCUCUUACUUUUUCACAUAUAUAUCAUAUUAUAUAUCGUUAAUACUACAGAAUAUCAAUGUAUGAUCCUUUUAACAAGAUAAUGAGUUCAUUUCAAACUGCCGAUAUAUAAUUAAGAUAGAUAUAGCUCAAGAUAGUUUACAAAUAUGGAUUAUAAUUAAUGUCAAUAGAAUAAACUGAUAAUCAUCGACUACAAAUACACAUGUAUGUUAAACAUUUCAUGUAUUUUUACUUAUUUCUCAGUGUAUAGUAUCAUAAUUCUGUAAUAUACACAAUAGUAAAAAUUUCUCCUAUUAAAAUGUGUACUAUUG
Solenopsis invicta (red fire ant) is the source of this 2538-nucleotide messenger RNA. Its product is annotated as UBX domain-containing protein 7. The transcript is spliced from 8 exons. Gene Ontology annotation, biological process: proteasome-mediated ubiquitin-dependent protein catabolic process. Gene Ontology annotation, cellular component: nucleus. The coding region runs from base 225 to 1532 and encodes 435 amino acids. Lineage: Eukaryota; Metazoa; Arthropoda; Insecta; Hymenoptera; Formicidae. Gene Ontology annotation, molecular function: ubiquitin binding. The record is from RefSeq and is a predicted model, not a curated record.